UAAAUUAAACUUGAGUUAUAUUUGUUUUAUUUUUAAUUUAUUGAUAUUGUAUUUAUUAAAUCUUAGAAGAUAAAAUUGGUAAAGUUCAUUAAACUUUAUAUACAUAAACAAUUACAUGUGUUCUAUAGUGUGAUUAUUUUGUUUUUCUGAUGUUCUGUCAAGAAAAAAUAAUUAUACAUAUAUUCUAAAUAAAUGAAUAAUAAUUUAUCAAUAAAUUGACGCAGAUAGAAAUAUGGACAGUUAUGCUGAACUCUGUGGAUUUAUGGACGCAAAAUUACCUGGAAAUUUAAUGCGAAAAAGAUCAUUUGUUUCAUGGAAAACUUGGCGACGACAUUGGUGCACUGUACGUAAAUUAGGACCUGGAUUAGGUGCUGAAGUUCAAUUGGAGCAUGGACUCACCAUUGAUGGUUUAAAUGCAUAUCGUAACACCAUUAAAAUUCCUUCUGACUCGAUAAUAUGCCGCACAGAAUCUCGAACAAAAUCAUAUGCAUUUGGUAUAUUUCCUGCCAAAGAAAGAAAACCAUUUCUUUAUUUAAGUGGAAUGUCUGAAUCAGAAACACAGAGAUGGAUGGCUAAUAUUAGAGAAUUAUUAAAACCUCGGCGAUGUCGUUUUUUAGAAGGUACAUUCAAUAUUUCAAUGGUUGAUAACACUCAUUCAAGGUCCGCUGGUUUAACAGGCUUACAUGGAGAUUUAGUUGCUAGUCGCAGUGGAAUUUUUUUAAAAGAUGUUCAUAAUGGCAAUAUUAUUGAACAUUUAGAGUGGAUUGAAAUGAAUCAAUUUAAUUUAGCAACCAUUGGUCACCCGGAUGAUGUGAAAAGAAUUUGUGUCAUUCAUACAACAAAAUCAUUUCGCGGUGGUAUUGGAGAACUUUAUAUAUUUUGUUUAAAUGCGAGUCAAUUAUUACAGAGUUUAGUGAAACAAGGCCGUGAGCCUUUUAAUAAAAUUAACAAAGUCGAAAUAAUUAGGCCUUUAAGCUUGAGCGAAGGUGAUUUGAGAUUUACAAAUGAUAAUGAAACGGGAAAUUUAACUAUAAAAAAUAAAGUAUCAAAUAUUAGUAAUGCUGGAUUAUUGUUGUUACAACCAAGGCUGGAACGCGAGGGAAAGUUUAUGUUUAACGAUACUAGUGAUUCUGGUAAUACGUUACGAAAGAUAAAUGAGGAUAAAUUAGAUUAUUAUAUGCGAGCUGUGGAUAACGUGUAUGAAACUGAGCCUGCCAAUUUAUCAAAUAUUAGUGCAAGUCUAGAAGAGCUCGAAGAACCUCUGCAUAAAAGAGUGUCUAAUUUGUCAGUAGCUUCGGGUAUUUAUGAAGAAAUUGUGGAGAAUCAUUAUGACAAUAAACUCAGUAUGGAUAAUUUACAUCUAUAUGAGAAUCUUAGUGACAUUAAACUUAAUUCUUAUAAUAAAAGCCGUAUGCCACCACCACUACCUCCUCGAACACGGUGUGCUUCUGACUCUUCAAAGAAUGGAGUAUUAAGUGAUGAGGAAUUAUGUCACGAAGAAAAUUCAAAGUUAUUGACAUCAAACACACCAUUGACUGAUAUUAAUUUAGGAUCUUCACAAAAAAUUUUAAUGCCAGUUUAUGCGACAUCUGAGCAUUCUGACUAUGUUCCAAUGUCACCAAGACCCAAAGAUUUUGCUGCAGAGCAAGAAAAAAAACAAUUCGUUUCUCAGGAAGAAGACAUUUAUAUGGUUAUGCGAUAAAAUGUCAAGUAGGAAAUUUUUUAAAUACUUUAUUGCUCUGUUAUAUUUAGAAAAUUGUGAAACUAUUGUGGCCUCCGUGAUAAUUAUUUUAUUUGGCCUAUUUUUUAUGGUAAAAUUUAGAGUGCCAAGUAUAUACAAAAAUAAAUGAAAAUAAAAUUUCGAAAAUUUACGAUUUACCAACUAUUAGUAUUUAAAUAAAUUGUAUAGUAAUCACGCAUAAAGUAUUUAAAGUCCAUAUCUCGCUCAAAUUAAUACAUAUAAAAAGUAAAAUAAUGUCUCAUAUCAUUCAGGAAAAUGAAGUACAAAUAUUUCUCAAGAAAAAAAUUCCUCAAGUUUAUAUUUUUUCAUUUUAUUUCUUUUGAAAAAGAUUUUAUUAUAAAUGAUAUUCCAAAUUUUACCAGAACAAAUUAUAUACAUAUCAAUAUUUAUCAAAAAUAAGCUUCUAUUUUAUUUUCGGUUUAUUAUAAUAUAUCUUAACUAUUCACUGCCUUUCGCUCUGUGCCUAUAUAUAUAUCAUUUUUGUAAUGUCUAUCAACAUUCCUCGCAAAUAAGUAAAUUAAGUGGGAUGUUUUGAACAAAAAAAAAUUAUUCAAUAUUAAUUAAAUAAUUCUUUAUUUUUAUUUAUAACUUAGAAAAAUUAAUAAUACUUUAUUUUCUUACUUUAUUUAGUUAUAAAAAUAUUAUAAGUUAAUUAUUUUUAAAUUAAUAAACUUUGUAUUCGAACUGAAUUUGUAAAAAAGUUUAGGUUCAAAAUAGAAAAAAAAAUAUUAGCUAAAAAUGUGAUAGAAAUUACUGCUGUAUUAUAAAUUGUGAAAUUGUCAAAGGCCAGUUGCAUUAACUUGCAUUUAUGUUAAUAUAUCUGCUGAUUGUUUAAAUUAAACAUUUAAGUGAUUAAUUUGUUGCCUAUUGUAAAUUACAUAUUUAAUAAAAAAUUACAUGAAUUAA
Cotesia glomerata is the source of this 2647-nucleotide messenger RNA. RefSeq lists its product as uncharacterized. Bases 233 to 1702 code for a protein of 489 amino acids. The transcript has 3 exons. NCBI's taxonomy places the organism in Eukaryota, Metazoa, Arthropoda, Insecta, Hymenoptera, Braconidae. The record is from RefSeq and is a predicted model, not a curated record.